Amoebophrya sp. A120 is the source of this 5496-nucleotide messenger RNA. Lineage: Eukaryota; Dinophyceae; Syndiniales; Amoebophryaceae. The record is from the annotation of a GenBank genome assembly.
CGGCAACAUACAGCAAGACCAUGCAACACAGUAGCUUUAGGUGCAAGUGGAGACCGCCAAGAUUUAGCUUCCAUUGUGGAGGACUCUAUUUCAUCAUGUUCUAGCAGCGACGCGACCACUUCUCACUAGCAUAGAUCUUGUCCCCACCUCCAUUUUCGAAAUUUUUUUCUGACAAAAGCACUGUACAUACUUACGCGCGACACUGUCUUCAAUAAACCAGUUUGUUUUCCACGCCACGCGACAAGAUGUCGACUCCCUCUCGGCGCUGACUAUCUCUACACAUGAUUUUAGACGCAAUUCGUCCCCACAGGCAGACGUACAGUACAACAAUCUUCACAAUGUCUUUCUACAACUUUGAUGACGCGCCGAACUUCGGUGCGGCUGUGCCUCCAGCCGCCUCCUCGAAGGAUGCUGAGAUGGGAUCGGAGUCCGAAUCAAACGAGGAAAUCCAGCUGAGCAACAAUGCUGAGCAGAAGAAAGUUUUUCCCUAUGAAGGAACCUUCGACAAGGAGGAGCAAUGGCGGAAUGUUGGACCGGGCGUGUUCAACGACGACAGUGACGAGGAGGACGACAGCGACGAUGAUAGCGAAGAGGAGAGCAGCGACUUUGACAUGCUCGACGGCGGUGGGGCGGCAGGUUUCUUAUCCUCGGGAACGGUAGCGGGGGCCCUGUGGGAAGGCGGGCGCGGGAGUUUGAAGGAGGUCCAACUGAAUUUCCUCUCGCAGCCGCCGGAGAUCAGGCACGAAGCACAAAAGCUCGAGGUAGCGCUGCAAACUGUGGAGGGCGUGGCGAAAGACAAUAUCUUCACAGUCGCAGUCACGGAAACAAAGCCGCCGGGGACGGAAGAGACGAGAGCAGGAACUGCGGCACGGCGAGAGUUCACGGAGAAGAUGAAUUUAGUGAAGGAACUCCUAAACGGGAACGCCUGUCGCGUGUUGCUGGAGAGGCUGCGUCAGGAUCCGGGACGACGACACCAAACUGCGGUCCGCACGGCUAUGCGCGUCUACCACGAGAAUUGCGCUGUCUCGGAAGCGGAGUGGCUGUUGUUUCUGAGUGAGGAGGCGGCUGCCGUCGUUUCCGCGCCCGAUUCGCAGCAAGAAGCCGGCCGUCAGCAUUUGGAGGCUUUGUUUCGGGAGGCCCUCAGCGCCGGUCUCGGUUUCUCCGCGUCCCUCUGGACGCGUUUCGCGACCACGACGGCUCAGUUGCACGACGACCCGGCUGAAGCGCUGAAACACAGCCACCGGUGUUUCGAAAACGGGCUGGCAGUCGUCGCUCUGGACCCGGACCGGUCGGUCCAAUUGUUCCACGCGUAUCGCGCGGACCCCGCGUGCACGCCCGCAAAGCGGGAAGCGUUGUGGCACCGGCAACUGCAAAUACCGAGCCCCUACCUGGAGCAGUUGGCCGCCCAGUACAAAGCCACGGGAGCCGCUUUCUCACAGUCGGAACAGGAGAAGCUCGAUAAGGCGAAGGCCGCGUGGAGUAAGCGGAGCAAAGCCUUCAGCGAUUUACUGCGUUGUGAAAAGGGGCAAUUCGAGAAUCAGACGAAAAGUCUGUUGCAGAGCGGUCAUUCCAGCAAAUCACCUAGCGCUCAUGCGCCGCCCACAGUGCUCGUUGGGGUUAGUGCAGCUUCGUCGAGCAGUUCUUCUGCCGCCGCGUCCCCAUCCGAGAAGGAGCAGCACUUCGCCGCUGCGAAAGAGCUGAUCGCGGUGGAAAAGAAGUCCAAGGACGUACAGCGUCUGGAUUGGGCGUAUCUGAGGUGUUGCGAGAGUCUCCUCGCCAGCAACUGCAGUUUCGAGGCGGAGGAGCUCGCAGUCGAGUACGCUGAGUUCGUCUCUGACAAGGUGCGCGACGUGCGCCGAGCUGCGCGCAUCCUGGACCGCGUGCGGAAAGCGAGCAAGGGGUAUUCUGGCGUUGGAGCACAGCGGCUGCUGCUUGCCGAACAGAUCUCGGGGAGCGACUCCGUAGAGACCCUGCAUGAGCGGGAGCUGUUUCACUUAAUGACACAGCUUCAUUUAGCGGAGCCGGAGAACAAAGUGUCUACGUUGUUACACAGCUUUAUAAACGCCGUAAAGCUGUACGGCGAUGCGUUGCGCCGAUGCCUGGGUAAAGUCGACCAGAUGCGCUCACUGUAUCAGAACUAUCUAGACCAGCUGGAUAGCCUCACUACGCGCGCAGCGGCGGCAACAGAGGGGCUUGCCGAUCUCGCCGCUCCGCUGAAGCAGUGCCAGUACGAGCUUCGCGCACACUGGAUGCGCGUGGAGGCAUACAACUUCGCCAGCCUCGAGCGGGUCACGCAUGUGUGGCCGCCCAGCAUGCGCGUGGACGUGCAAGCGGCCGGUACCGCGUUCAAAGCUCUCCGAUUCUGCAGCGCGGCUAGCAGCUCGAACAUCCGUGACGUGGUGCUGUCAAAGAUGCUUACUCUUGUCAACAGCGUAGCGGACCGCCCGGAUCUGCUCGCCUUUGAGUACGUUGACCUCUUGCGCCACGACCCGGAAACCACGAAGGCCGAUCUGGAAGCUGCUUGCGCCAUGUUUCGCAAUCUCUGCCAGAAGCACAACGCGCAAGUGAAAGAGGGCGACGAAAUUUGGGACGAGAGUCCGGAUGAUCCCAUGUGCCCCUUCGGCGUCAACGCCGUGGGCCUAGAACUACAAAAGGCCGCCACACGACCACACGGGGAAAUAAAGGGCAGCUCCUCGUCUGAAAAUAACGCAUUGAGCACUGAAACCAGUGGUAUCACUAACACGACCGCUUCCUUGCAGAAGUUUGUGGAAGAGAAAUUCAAGAGCGUCACUGCAGCAAGCAAAAAAGACCACGGCGUGCUGCCGCUGCUGCACCUGGCUUGGGUCAAGGCAGAAGCCUACAGCUUGAACCAGACGAUGCUGAACCUGCAGCACCGCAUCCGGGACAUGUUCAAGCAGUGCCCGGCGGCGAACCGUGUCUUCGACUGGUGGUGGGCGGUGUUGCAGUGCGCCCGGCACUGUGUGCGGAACAAGGAGGAGGACCUGAGAAUCCUGACGGACCUGUACAAAAUGGCAAUCCAGCAAACCGGCAGCGAGCAGCUGGCAAAGGACUUGUUUAACGUGUUGUGCGAGGUCAGCCCCACCGUGGAGCAGGUGAUUCACGCACAGCAUCUGCUUGCGCAGACAAGCAAGAAGGCACAGCUCGCGGAGGAAAAACAGCAAGCGAAAAGCAACAAGCGGCAGCAGCAGGCGGAUAGUGACGUAGGUGUGCUGGACGGGACGAGUGGUGUGCGUCCGAAGAAGCGACCACGGCCAAAUGCCGACGGGGACGUAGAUAUGUUGGAAGAUGACGCGCAGGAGGAAAUGCGGCUGCCCCGAGGCGUGCGACCCGCAAAUACGGGAAGAAACCGGAAGAAACAGCCAAAGAAGCCGAAGAAGGAGGGCGGCGCGCACUACCUGCAGGUCACGCUCGGACCAGACGCGGCCGUGAAAUUCGACGAAGCCAAGAAGACGGUUUUUGUGCGCAAUAUCGAUGUGCACGUGGAUGAGCCAGAGCUAGAAAGAUUGGUAUGGAUUUUUGAUGUUUAUCGCUUGCUGAAUUUCAUCAAUUUCAAAGGCCAGCUGCACCGACCGAUCUUCGUACCCGAUUUUGUCAAAGGACACCGUAAAAAUAAAAAUCCCGAUGCUUAAGCUUAGACUUAGUCUGUUCCACAAUUUUGUGCAGGUUGCCGAGCACGCUGUCCCAGGGUUGCAGGAGGUUCGCGUGGUGCGGGACUUCCGGGGAAACCCCAAGGGGUGGGCAUACCUGGACUUUGACGAGGAAGAGAAUGUGCGGCUGUGCUGCGAGAAGCUGCACAACUUGGAACUGCACUCCCGAAAACUGUUCGCCAAACCCUCGAAACCGACACAGCAACUCUACGAACCCGGGGUCGUCUUCCUGACGAACGUGGCCCGAGGCUUCGACCUCCGCGCCUUUUUCCAGACCCAGCACGGCUUAGCCGUCAAGGACGUGCGCUUUUUGUCUUCAGCAGGAGGAGGUGCAGGCGGGAGCCAGAACCUCCACACAAACAGUACGCCGGCCGGAGGUACUAGCAGUAGUUCUACUUCUGCAACAGGGCUAGUGGAGCAUCAAACGUGCAACGCUUUCGUUGAGUUCGAGCAGGAGAGUUCCGUGGAGAAGGCCAUCCACCUAGAGUCCCUCCCGCCGGAGAUCCAGAAAAUUGAGCGGUCCAUCCCGAUGAAGAACCACGAACACAAAUACGCGAAGACGCGGAAGGAUGCACCGGGGGGUUUUAAUGACCAGCUGAAGUGGAAGCGGGACCUGGACGCGCUGAAGGCGAAAGCAAAAAACACGCUGUUCGUGAAAAACCUCAAUAAGAAAACCACCGAGGCCGGGAUAUCCUGUGUAAAAACGUACCCACACCAGAGUUGUAAUGCAAAUCUGCAUGCUGAAAAUGUUUCUCAUGCGGAACCCCAUGAGAAGCGUUUUCUAGUCGUGUUUUGCAAUUUGUCAUGCUCCAAUCAGCAUGGUAUGCUAGAUCUGUGAUGCUGCUGAGCUAGCUCAAACAGCACUACACUACGAAUCCAAAUUUGUCAUGCAAAACAGCCAAAACUUGUGGAUUUGUCUAGCCGAUUCCCCAUCUUGACUAUGGUGUGGGUACGUUUUUACUCAGGAUACGGGAUCCGGCAGCACUUUGCGUUGUACGGCGAAAUCACGCAGAUUGCCCUGAUGAAGAACGAGCACGGAAAAAACAAGGGCUUCGGCUUUCUGGAGCUGAAAACCGCUGAAGAGGCGGCGGCGGCGCUACAAUUGAAUAAUUCGGACCUCGACGGGCGGAAAAUCAACGUGGCAAUAUCGGACCGCCCGAUCACCAACAAAAAGGAGCAGGCGGAAACAACAAGCACUGCUCGAGUGGCACUGGUAGUCGACCGCAGUGAAGACGGACAGAUGUUGGGAAAGUCGGGAAAGAAUGACUUUGGACAAAAAAAAGGGCCGUUUGACAAGAACGCGAGCAAAGGGAAAGACGGCAAGAAAGGGGGCUUUGGGAAAGACGGAAAGAAAAAAGGCGGAAAAAACAGUGACUUCAAGGGCGCAAAGAAGGUCGGCGGCAAAGAAAACAAAGGUUCGGUUAAGUCCAAGGACAAAGGCGGCAUGAAAAAAGGCUUCUAUGCGGGCUCAGAACAACCCGAAACCGCAACCGGAGCAGCUCCGAUGGAGGGCGUGGAGGAAGGAAGUGGCGUUGCGUCCGCUCCAAUGUCCAACGCUGAUUUUCGAAAAUUCCUGAUGGAUUAGUAGUAAGACUUCCCUAGCGUGUGUGAUAUUUCGCAAAGAUUGUUGUUUCUAAAGCAGAAACCACACAACUAUGAUCUAUCAAUGGCGCACGCAGAACGGUUCAGUGUUUUUUUCUUGAGAUUAUCGCAAGGUCGAAGGUACGAGAUGAAGAUGGCGAUGCCAAUGCCCACAUCAACCCCACUUUUUUUUCAGCGCGUGGUGUUCUCCGUCGCAUGUUUGUUCCUCGUGCUCAAACACUAAAAA